AUGUCAGCUCCUGGCUUGGGCGGCCAAGGUGUCGGCCUGGACGAGCAGAAGCUGAAGGAGCAGCAGAUGAUCAAAUUUAUGCAACAAGCCAUGGAGUCAUGUCCAGCAAAGACUGCAAUGUCAGGUGUCAUGGGUUUUGGUCUGGGUGGUCUCUUUGGUCUCUUCAUGUCGAGUAUGCGAUAUGAUGCUCCCAUGACGGCUGGCGCAGACGCAAUCACAAAACUCCCAGUCAAGGAACAGUUACGACAAGGAUUCAAAGAGAUGGGCAAAGCGAGUUGGAGCAGUGCAAAGAACUUCGGUCUUGUUGGUGGCAUUUUUGCUGGAACCGAGUGCUGUAUCGAGGGCUUCCGCGCAAAGAACGACUUGUACAAUGGCGUAGCAGCUGGCUGCAUCACAGGUGGUGCUCUCGCCGCAAAGGCCGGUCCACAGGCUGCUGCUCUUGGUUGCGCCGGCUUUGCUGGUUUCAGUGCCGCUAUCGAUUACUACAUGCGCAUGCCGAACGACGACACAGCCGCCGACCCCAUCGCUUAG
This is a messenger RNA of Aureobasidium melanogenum CBS 110374, 531 nucleotides long. RefSeq names its product Tim17-domain-containing protein. Gene Ontology annotation, cellular component: TIM22 mitochondrial import inner membrane insertion complex. The record is from RefSeq and is a predicted model, not a curated record. The transcript has 4 exons. Gene Ontology annotation, biological process: protein insertion into mitochondrial inner membrane. Gene Ontology annotation, molecular function: transmembrane protein transporter activity. Lineage: Eukaryota; Fungi; Ascomycota; Dothideomycetes; Dothideales; Saccotheciaceae. Bases 1 to 531 code for a protein of 176 amino acids.